UGUCAUGUUCAUGGUGGUCAGAGGCCAACUUUCUUACAUAUGUGUGUGUGUGUGUGUGUGUGUAUAUAUAUAUAUAUAUGUGGGGGUUGUUACUUAAUAUUUUGAAAAAAAUUCAGUUUAUGAUUUUCUAUUUUAAUUUGGAGUGUUUGAAAUAUUGGUCUUAUUAGGCUUAUGAGUUUAUUUUUUCACGCAAUAGAUAGUGCUAUUUUAUUUAUUAACUAGCUAUUUUUUAAUGUUAAAUAUCACUUCUUAUUUUUUGUUAUUCAGUUAAGAAAAGUGUUUUUUUUGCCUUUGUUCUUUAUUUGAUUUUUCAUUCUAUAAUAUAUGAAAGGAUUUGAAGAGUUUGUGUUUAACUCAAACCCUCGUUUUCUCUACUCAAUUCGCCGAUCGAAUCAACACUUCUCAUCUCUCCAUCUCAAUCUAUGUGAUAGACCGACGACGAACCGACUCGCUCAAUCUUCGCUUGCAAUCACUUUGACGACCGGACUUGUUUGCGCUCACAACUUUCUUCAGUUACUUCUUCAUCACUAUAGACCACCGAAGUUUCUGCUAAGUUUCUUAUCCAUUUCAUAUCUAUUUGAACCUGAUUUUUUGGGGACUUCGGGUCGUACAGUUUGGAAUUGGAUGAUGGCAAAACAAGCUCAAACCCUUUUCCUUGAAGAAUGGCUAAGGAGCAACAGUGGCAGUAGCACCAACAUUAGCUCGAGACAUUCUUCUUCCUCAUCUGCCCAAGCCAUCAUCCAAGCAUGGGCUGAUCUCAGGGACUCCCUUCAACAUCAAUAUUUCAAUCCGCAUCACCUCCAAUCUCUAAAGACGCUCUCUAACUCUCAAACGUCCCUUUAUGUUUCAGAUCCACAGGCAAAGCUUAUACUUUCCAUUCUAUCCUCGCCAAAGCUUUCUCUUCCUCAUGAAUCAUAUCCUCUCUUUCUCAAGCUUCUUUAUAUCUGGGUCAGGAAAUCCUCAAGACCCUCGUCUGUAGUCAUUGAUUCUGCUGUCGAGGUCCUUUCUCAACUUUUCUCUGGACAGUUAGAUAUUACUAAGAAUUCUUUCUUCUCCGAGGGAGUUCUCCUUCUGGGUGCUUUUUCUUUUGUUCCUUCUGCGUCCAAAAAAUCCAAAUCAGUUUCCUUGGAGUUGCUUUGUAGGCUAUUGGAGGAAAAUUACCAAUCGAUUGGCUAUUCUGAAACACAUAUUGUCAAUUUUCUUGCAGGCAUUGGGUAUGCUCUAUCUUCUUCUGAAAGUGUUCAUUUCAUUAGAAUUCUGGAUUCUCUGUUUGGAAUUUGGGAUAAGGAAGAUGGGCCUUGUGGUACUGUUUCUCAUGGGCUCAUGAUAUUGCAUUUGGUUGAAUGGGUUGUAUCUAGUUUCAUCAACUCACAUUCUUUCAAGAGAAUUGAUGUUUUCACAAGAGAGGUUUUAGAGACUUCAAAGCCAUACUAUGCUCCAUUUGCCAUUGUUAUGGCUGCAGCUGGAGCACUGAGGUCUUCCAAGAAAUCUGUAUCAAUUGAAAUGAGGCGAUUAAGGAAUUUUGCAGAGAAACGGAUUGAAACUGUAUCCAGAGACUUGAUUUCUAAAACAGGAGGUUUUAUUAAUUCAUGUAAUAAUCCUGGAAACAGUCUUCUUCUACAAUGUAUUUCGUUAGCUUUGGCUCGAAGUGGUCCUGUUGCUCCCAAAGCUCCUCUGGUUAUAUGCCUUGCUUCAGCGUUGUUGACUGAAGUCUUUCCCUUACUACCUUUUUAUACAAGGAUUCUUGAAUACCCACGUGGCAAUUUGGCUAAACUGGGGCUUGAUGAGGUCAAAGCACAUUUGAACCAUAUUACUUUUAAGGAAGCAGGGAUAAUAACUGGUGUUUUCUGCAAUCAGUAUGUUUCAUCUGAUGAAGAGAGCAAGAGUAGGGUGGAGAAUCUUAUAUGGGUCUACUGUCAAGAUGUCUAUUUGGGGCAUCGACAGGUACGUUUGAUGCUUCAAGGCGGGCAUGAUGAGCUACUCAGGGAUCUAGAGAAAAUUGCUGAAUCUGCUUUCCUUAUGGUUGUAGUUUUUGCGCUGGCUGUCUCAAAGCACAGGUUAGAUUCAAAAUUCACCCAACAAACUCAGAUGGAAAUUUCGGUAAAGAUAUUAGUUUCAUUUUCUUGUAUGGAGUAUUUCCGGCGUGUGCGUUUGCCAGAAUAUAUGGAUACAAUUAGAGGAGUUGUCGUAAGUAUCCAGGAGAAUGAAUCAGCUUGCAUCUCGUUCGUAGAAUCUAUGCCUUCUUAUGUUGACUUGACAAAUCCCCAAGGUUCUUCCAACUUGCAGAUAACGGAAUAUACAUGGUCAAAAGAUGAGGUGCAAAUUGCUCGGAUCUUGUUUUAUCUGCGGGUUAUUCCAACUUGCAUUGAACGGUUACCUACCCCUAUAUUUAGAAGGGUGGUAGCUCCAACUAUGUUCUUAUAUAUGGGGCAUCCGAACGGAAAAGUAGCUCGAGCUUCACAUUCGAUGUUUGUUGCUUUUGUAUCUUCCGGGAAUGAUUCUGACGAGGAUGAGAGAGUCGUACUAAAGGAGCAACUUGUUUUCUAUUACAUGAAGAGAUCACUAGAGGGAUAUCCUGGGAUCACCCCUUUUGAUGGAAUGGCUUCUGGAGUUGCUGCCUUGGUUCGUCAUCUUCCUGCUGCAAGUCCAUCCAUAUUUUACUGUAUCCAGUGUCUUGUUGAAAAAGCUAAUAAUCUCUGCAGUGAAGCCAUGAUUCAGGAUGCUGAUCUGUGGAAGAACUGGCAAGGAGAGUUAGAUCCUUGUAAGAAAAUUCUAGAUUUGCUUUUACGGCUUCUCUCCCUGGUGGAUAUACAGGUCCUACCAAGUUUGAUGAAGCUAUUGGCACAGACGAUUGUACAAUUACCGAAAGAUGGCCAAAACAUGGUUCUUAAUGAGUUCUAUGCACAGGUUGCAGAAUCUGAUGAUGUUACACGAAAACCGACGCUUGUUUCAUGGUUGCAGUCACUAUCUUACCUUUGUUCUCAAGUUACUAGUACAAGUGCGACAUCCCUAAGGGUGGGACCUGAAGUAAAUGCUGCUCCUGCUUGGAGCACGGAUACAUUAAGCUUGAAUAGGAUCAGUGCACGACUCUAAGACAUUGAGGUGUGACCUUCUGGAGGAGAAUCUGUUACCAACCCAUAAAUGUCGGAAGAGGUAGAUCAAAAUAAAACCUGCAAGAGCAGAGAUUGGGGCAUGACACAACCAUGCAAUUGUUGUAAGAGCACCAAGGGGACGCGGUUCGGUAGAUGAAAAUGGAAUGGGAAAGAAAUGCAUUUUAUUGUGAUCCAAUAAAGAGAAUAUGAUAAUUAGAAUUAUUGGAAUCAAGCUUAAAACUGGACUGGGAAUUCAUUUGGCAUCAAAGCAAUUCUGAUAUUUUAGUGUGGUCCAAUAUUCAUCGGUACCAAUGGGCGUUAGUCCAGAUGGUUUGGAAAGGUUGAGUGUUUGAGCCUGUUAGAGAUAAUAUUAUUGUGGGUGUGUGUGCUUUGCUUGAUCUUUAAUAUUUUAAUAUAUAUAUAUAUAUGUUUGACUCUAAA
Molecule: messenger RNA, 3533 nt
Organism: Cornus florida
Lineage: Eukaryota; Viridiplantae; Streptophyta; Magnoliopsida; Cornales; Cornaceae
Exons: 10
Coding region: 325-3093 (922 amino acids)
Source: RefSeq, a predicted model, not a curated record